AUGGCAAGGAUGCUCUACAUCAGUCUUAUUGCUGUCGGCGUUUUCUUGACUCCGCUGUGCAACGGCUGCAGCCCGAACUAUUUGGAACUGAAUCCAGCGCUUUCUAAGUAUCAGAACGGCACGAAGUGCUUACCAAUAACAGAAAAGUGGUACAUAGUGUACAGGAACUACGAGAGUGACCCACUAUUUGGAGGAAAAGCUCAGUGCGGCAAAUUUUCGAGCCUGGGUCCGGAGGAAGAUGGGGGAUUUGCAAUGAAACUCCAAUUUAAGCACUGGUCAAUAAAAGUGGUGUCAACCCCCAAGCCAUCUGAAGGAUACGAUGUGGACAAUACGCAGUACUUUCAUGUAGUGGGUAAAAAGGGUUCAAUGAUGGUAUACAUUGCGUACGAUGACUGCACGACUUGCCUGGUGUUCAGAAAUCCCUACGUUAGCGAAAAUGCGUGCACCCUUCUCCAACCUGAAAGCGGCCUGGGAAAUACACCAAUGUGCUGCCGGUUCAUCUUCGACCUUCUCUGCGGCACAGGGCAAAAGUAUUACACCUACGACAAAGAGACCUGUUCGAAAAAACACAUCAAAUGGUGGCCAUGGUGGUUUAGGAAACAUAUCUUAUAG
Messenger RNA from Ixodes scapularis (black-legged tick), 612 nucleotides. RefSeq lists its product as uncharacterized. Gene Ontology annotation, molecular function: amine binding. The transcript has 5 exons. Gene Ontology annotation, biological process: symbiont-mediated perturbation of host defenses. The record is from RefSeq and is a predicted model, not a curated record. The coding region runs from base 1 to 612 and encodes 203 amino acids. NCBI's taxonomy places the organism in Eukaryota, Metazoa, Arthropoda, Arachnida, Ixodida, Ixodidae.